UGAAGCUCACCUGAGAGACCAUCAGCAGCUGAGGACGGACAGUGUUUCCUCUCACCUGCUGCUGUCAGUCCUUUAAAGGUAAGAUAUGAUUUAACUUUACAAUAACAUUCAGCUAACCAGCUAACAUUCAGCUAACCAGCUAACAUUCAGCUAACCAGCUAACAUUCAGCUAACCAGCUAACAUUGUGAGCAGAGUGAAGGAUCAACAGUGUUGACGUCCUGUCAAAGACGUCUCUGUGUGUCCGUCCUGUCUCCUAACAGCACUCUGUAGCUCAGAGGUGACAGUCUGACAGCCUGGAGCUUCAGCUGGAGAUGGAAAAGCAGCCAGUUCACUACUGAGGCUAAUAAGUCAACAACAUAAACUCACUAAAUGUCAAGAAUGGAAAUAUUUUGACUCCUAUUUUCAUUAAACAGAAAAAUCCAACCGUCUGAACUGAAGUUUGUGUCUCUGACUGAACUGAGAUCAGUUUAAUCUGCUCGUUAACUCGUCGUCCUCAUUCAAACUGGACCUGAAGUGAAUCACAGUCACAAACACUAACAUGUAACUUUACUGUGUUUGACGAGAUUCUAGUCAAAAACUCACAAAGUAAAAGUCACUAAAGCUGCUUUGUUGAACCAAAGUAACAACAACUGAACAUUUAUUUGACCUUCAGACUCUCAUUAAAUUCACAAGUCAUCAGAUUUCACUGAUAUGAUUCAUACGAUGUGAUUAAUGUGUAACUCUAACAGCCUCUUCGGGCGGUGCCGGUCCAAAGUCUCAUUCACUGUUGUGAUGGACGAGAUCUGCGAGGUCCCUAUUGUUUUUAGAAUGAUGAUGUUUUCAUGCUAAAUGAUCUAAUUUUUCACUGCCUGAACGUACCCCAAACCUCACUAAACUUGGAAUAUAUGUCACGCCCGCUGAAAAAUGUCAUAGUCUAUUGUCGUUGUGAAUUUCCACCACUAGGUGGUUCUAUAUUCAAGCAAAGUGCGUUUUGGCUUAUAACUCCCAUAUACUUUAUGGCACAUUCAAAAACCUUAUAUCCACUCAUUCACUUGAUUGUGCUGAAUCUCAUGAUAUAGGACACGCCCACUUCUGUCUACCGGGUUUGGUUUUUUUCCGCAAAUUAGGCAAACCUUCGCAAACCUUCGCAAACCUACUUUUUCGAACUCCUCCCAAGCGGUUUCAGGGAAAUCAGGGGAUUUUUCACCUGUAGUCCAUUUUGUAUUUACGUAGAUUGCAGGGAGUUCUUCUGACAUCAGCGUACAUUAUUUAAUAUCAGCACGAGCCACCAAAUUAUAAAGGAACAACUUUCUCAUUCCUCUAUCUGGACAAAACUUCACUUGUUUCAUAAGAGUCCAGCCCUGAACAUGUAGGCCAAUACACAGUCACAGUGCCACAUGUUGGGCACAGGAAAUGACAUUCAACCCCUUCCUGCACUGUUUGAAACACAAACAUUUAAGAGAUGUGUACGCAAUAAUCGGGCAAUGGGGCCGGGUACGCAGCAUGCCCUGACACACGAAGACUUUUCAUGAAAAUCAAGUGAAGAAACAAUUGUGUUGUUUUAUUGUGCCAACAAACCAAGAUGACCUGUUUGCUUCAGAUGAAGGUUGGUUAACUUGUCGUCCUUUAAUCUCAUCAGGAACAUCUGGCCACCAAAAGAGGAAAAAUCACCAUGACAGUGAGCAGUAAACAUUAGUUCAUGUUCCAGCCUGCAGCUUCUCUCUUCAGGAACUUCAGCUCCUGAUCUGUCUGUCUCCAGAUGAAUGAUUUGUGUUUCCUCUCCAGAUGAAAGUGUGUGUGAGAUGAGCAGCAUGAAUCAGUGUGAGGACAGAGAGGAGGGAGGCCCUCCCUCUAAAACCCCUGGACCUGGGCCUGAACCUGGACCUGAGCCCAGCUGUGUGUCCAUCAAGAGUCUCAUUAAUUUUUUUGAAGUACAACUACCUCCUGCUGUAAAGAGGAGACCAGCCUCUACUGGACCUGGACCUGAACCUGGACCUGGACCUGGAACAGGACCUGGACCAGGACCUGAGCCCAGCUGUGUUUCCUUCAAGAGUGACUGGUCAAAGGAUGAUGUCAUGAAUUUCAAACCAGAACCUUCCUCAGACAGACAAGUCGACCAGGAGAGCUCAGAGGUUCCCAGAGGUCCGUCUGUCCAGCAGCAUCAGACACACCUGGACUCCAUAUUUAUGGUCUGUACAUGAACAACAACUACUUUUACAUCCAGUCUGUUCACAAUAAUCUCCAUGCUGCACUUUACAGACCAGUGGUGAAUCUGUCCAACAUGGAUCUGAUGUUAAAUGUUGUCAUUCACAUAAUAUUCUG
Messenger RNA from Acanthopagrus latus (yellowfin seabream), 2302 nucleotides. RefSeq names its product early nodulin-20-like. The transcript is spliced from 3 exons. The record is from RefSeq and is a predicted model, not a curated record. Lineage: Eukaryota; Metazoa; Chordata; Actinopteri; Spariformes; Sparidae. Bases 1744 to 2181 code for a protein of 145 amino acids.